GUACCAAGAGUGAAGCAAUGUGGGAUCUCUCUCCUACCCUCUCUUUACCUCCCUCCUAGGCAGGUACCAAGAGUGAAGCAAUGUGGGAUCUCUCUCCCAUCCUCUCUUUACCUCCCUCCUAGCAAGGUUUUUGAGAAAUUGUACGGACCCUAUCAUUUGAAAGAGGUCUUUGAUGCUCGACAUUAUUGUGAUGACCCAAUAAUUGAUAUCGAAAGAGGGGGAGAAAGGGUGAAAGAUCCGCCCCUAGUUCCUAUUGACAUGAAUUCACUUUUGGAUGUUAUGGCAACAGA
Molecule: messenger RNA, 290 nt
Organism: Dovyalis caffra
Lineage: Eukaryota; Viridiplantae; Streptophyta; Magnoliopsida; Malpighiales; Salicaceae
Source: the annotation of a GenBank genome assembly